Lotus japonicus is the source of this 1419-nucleotide messenger RNA. RefSeq names its product N-terminal acetyltransferase A complex auxiliary subunit NAA15-like. The coding region runs from base 681 to 1187 and encodes 168 amino acids. The record is from RefSeq and is a predicted model, not a curated record. Gene Ontology annotation, molecular function: protein-N-terminal amino-acid acetyltransferase activity. Lineage: Eukaryota; Viridiplantae; Streptophyta; Magnoliopsida; Fabales; Fabaceae. Gene Ontology annotation, cellular component: cytoplasm. The transcript is spliced from 6 exons. Gene Ontology annotation, biological process: N-terminal peptidyl-methionine acetylation.
UUUUUUUUUACUUUUAGUGCAUAAUGCCCAAGCUACUCCCUCACAUGGAGGGUAUUACAAGAAUCAAAGAGGAAGGGAACAAGACAAUACAGAGGAAUAUUGUCAUAAACGCUCCUCGGCAUUGGAAGGGAUAAACCUUACUUGGCAAGAGAAUUUGCAAUAACAUUGAUUUCUGUAGAUAUGCUUCAUCACGACUUGUUCAUCUUGAGCCAUCAUUCUUUUAAUCUCCCUAACCAGACAGCAGUCGUGUGAGUAUCUGCAACCCCUUUCUCCAGAUUGCAUAGAUGCAUAGCCUUAGAUUUUUCUCUCUCUACCAAAUCAUCUUCCCGAUUCAAGCUUCAGAGAGGGAACCAGGAAGAUGAUUAACCAAAACCGCUUCCUGAUUUUAUUCCGGAUCAUCGUAGGCCCUCAUGCUUUUGAUUAACCUAGCGGCGGCGGCGGCGAGAAGAGGAACGAAGUUGAGUGGUUAAAGCACCUCAGCCAUUUUUCUUCAAUGUUCUGUGGCUGAUUCUCUGCCUCUUUCACAGGGAUCAGAUCAUGUUUUCAUUCACCACUCUUCACUCCAAAUGAGCAGCUCAAGGGAAAACUCGCCAGAUUGGUUGUGUUCUUUUCUGAAACAUAUGGAAACAUAAGGGGGAUGGCUAGAGUGUGCUGGUUUGGAAAGCUUACUGCUUCCUAUCAUGUGCUUCUCUUUGCUGGUGAGUGGUGAUGGUGUCAAAGUAGAUGAGGAGAUGUCAAAGUUACUCCCUUCUCAGAAAAAGAAAAUGAGACAAAAACAAAGAAAGGCAGAAGCAAGAGCUAAGAAAGGGGCAGAGGAAAAGAAUGAAGAGUUAAGUGCCAGUGAGGUAUCCAAGUCUAGAAAACGGCAUGUAAAACCUGUGAAUCCUGAUCCACAUGGGGAGAAGUUAUUGCAGGUUGAUGCUCCACUGUCGGAAGCUACUAAAUACUUGAAGUUGCUGCAGAAGAAUUCACCUGAUUCAUUAGAGACACUCUUGCUCUUUUUUGAAUUAUAUACAAGGAAGCAGAAAGUUUUGCUUACCUUUCAGGGCCAGCGGAUUAAGGAAACAAUCAGGAAAUCAUCAAUCUACUGCAAUAAUUUUCAUAUAUGGAUGGUGGAAAGAAUGAAAAAAAAAAGCAUUUUUGAGUGGAAUUUGGCACCAAGCGAAAGUUGUUUAUGUGUUGAUUGAUGUAAGGUACGAGAAAGACACAUAGAGGGCAGAGGCAUCAGUGGAACUGGGUUUGUGAUUGAAGACCCUUUGUGAUCCACUCAAUAGGUUAUAAAGAUAGGUUAGAACUAAUGUAUGUGUCCUUCAAUAGUAGACAUGUAUUGUCUAUGCUUUAAGUAACACUUGAAGUCCUGAAUCAAAACCCCACCACUUUUAUAUCACAUCAGGCAUCUACGGUAUGAUCUUAAUUAAA